GGGCAUCAGGCAAAGCAUCACCAGCUGGUCAAGGGAGGGGAUUGUCCCGCUCUGCUCUGCACUGGGGCGGCCUCACCUUGAAUAUUGUGUGCAGUUUUGGGCACCACAAUAUAAGAAAGAUAUUGAGCUCUUAGAGAGUGUCCAAAGGAGGGCAACGAAGAUGGUGAAGGGCCUUGAGGGGAAGCUGUAUCAGGAGCAGCUGAAGUCACUUGGGGUGUUCAGCCUGGAGGAGACUAAGGGGAGACCUUAUCGCGGCCUACAUGUUUCUUCGGAGGGGAAGAGGAGGGGCAGGCACUGAUCUCCUCUCUGUGGUGAACAGUGACAGGACCCAGGGAGGGAAUGGCAUGAAACUGUGUCAGGGGGAAGGGUUAGGUUAAAUAUAAGGAAAAGAUUUUUCACCCAGCGGGUGGUUGGGCCCUGGAACAGGCUCCCCAGGGAAGUGGUCACAGCACCAACCCUGUCUGAGUUCAAGAAGCUUUUGGACAACACUCUGAGGGGCAUGGCGUGAUUUUUGGGGUGUCCUCUGCAGGGCCAGGAGCUGGACUUCGAUGAUCCUUGUGAGUCCCUUCCAACUCAGGACAUUCUAAGAUUCUAUGGCUUUGUUUGGUUUAGUAGCAACAGAAUGUUUAGCACUGGGUUGAGGCAGGCCAUAGAUAGAGAGGCUUUGGAGCAGUGGAGGCUGUGUUGGUUUUUUCCCCUCCUUUUUCUUUCUCCAGACUCACCUUUUUGAAGGAGAGAAUAAGAGAAGAUUUGCUCCUUGGGUUAGGCAAUUGCUGUCCAGCCGGGACUGAAUGAAGAGACGAAAGUGGCCCUACGCAUGCCCCUCACAAAGGAACAUCCUGAUCCUUUGUGUUACUGGGUGGUUGAUUGCACUGCUGAAGAUCCUCCAUGUUGAAAGACACUUUUUUCCUUCUAAGGGCAUUUACUUGGUUGAGCACUUCUUAAGCACUUCUUCUUAUGUUAGAAACAGGUAUUCAUAUCCUAGAAAUGUGUUCCACUAUGAAAUUAAUUGUUCAUCUAUAUAUGAACAAGAUCCUCAUGAAAUUGGCAAGAGUUUAGAGAUAAGAAGAAAAGAAAUAGUUGACUUAGCUGAUGAAGAUGUUGCAGCAAUGACAAGUGAUUGCCAUGUGUAUCGUUCUCUUAGGAAAUACCACCUAAAACCUGUUUCUCCAGAGGAGGAGAGUUUUCCAAUUGCCUAUUCUUUGGUUGUUCACAAAGAUGCAGUAAUGGUAGAAAGGCUCAUACAUUCAUUGUACAGUCAUCAAAAUAUUUACUGCAUCCAUUAUGAUGAAAAAGCAGCAAGAAGUUUCAAAUCUGCUUUGAAAAAUCUGGCUAAAUGUUUCCCAAAUAUUUUCAUUGCGUCAAAGUUGGAGACAGUGGACUAUGCACAUAUUUCACGUCUGCAAGCAGAUUUCAAUUGUUUGUCUGAUUUGAUGGGCUCUCCAGUCCCUUGGAAGUAUGUUAUCAAUUUGUGUGGUCAAGAUUUCCCUUUGAGGUCAAAUUUUGAGUUGGUUGCUGAACUGAAGAAACUUGGUGGAGGAAACAUGCUGGAAACUACAAAGCCAAGCAGUAGCAAAAGAGAACGAUUUACUUAUCACUAUGAACUUAUGAAAGUGCCUUAUGAAUACAUGCAGAUGCCUGUAAAAACCAACAUUUCCAAGAAUCCGCCGCCUCACAAUAUUGAAGUAUUUGUAGGCAGUGCCUAUUUUGUUUUAAGUCGAGAAUUUAUUCAAUAUACACUUGAAAGCUCACUCGCAAAAGAUUUUUUUGAGUGGUCAAGGGACACAUACUCUCCAGAUGAACAUUUCUGGGCCACUCUUGUACGUGUUCCUGGGGUCCCUGGGGAAGUUCCAAGGUCAUCUCAGGACAUAACAGACUUACAAAGCAAAACUCGUCUGGUGAAAUGGAAUUAUCUUGAAGAUUAUUUGUAUCCUCCAUGCACUGGUACCCACCUUCGCAGUGUUUGCAUCUACGGGGCUGGAGAAUUAAGAUGGCUUCUGAAUUAUGGGCACUGGUUCGCCAACAAGAUUGACUCCAAAGUAGACCCUGUUCUGGUAAAAUGCUUGGCUGAAAAAGUGGCAGAACAACAGAAGGAGUGGGUACAUUUGUCCUCUGACAAACGCUUUCUGCAGUUAAGUUCUACGAAUGCCUUGCUAUAGCAGCACUGUGCUCUCUGCUGUCCUUGCCGUGUCCUGCUGAAGCACAGCACCUGCGGUUCCUCCGCCUUGUCUGCUGCAGGAUGUCAGUGAGCAAAACAUCCAUUCUGUAUGAAGUUCAAGCCCCUGGAGAGCCAGGUGCCUGGCUGUUUAUUUAUGAAAAGUUAUGCCUCUCUGAUUAAUUGUUUUGUAACUUGCCACAAUAAACCUGUAAUUGUUCUUCA
Messenger RNA from Pseudopipra pipra, 2380 nucleotides. RefSeq names its product glucosaminyl (N-acetyl) transferase 4 (gene GCNT4). The record is from RefSeq and is a predicted model, not a curated record. Bases 792 to 2159 code for a protein of 455 amino acids. The transcript is spliced from 2 exons. NCBI's taxonomy places the organism in Eukaryota, Metazoa, Chordata, Aves, Passeriformes, Pipridae. Gene Ontology annotation, cellular component: membrane. Gene Ontology annotation, molecular function: acetylglucosaminyltransferase activity.